GCCGGGGCUCGGUUUGGGCUUCCGGGGACCAGGAUGCGGCGGCAGCGCUGCCGGAGCCGAGCACCUUUUGUUUUCGGUUCUGGGGUCAAGGAUCUGUCAGCGCAUCUUCUCGCUUCUCUGUUCGCAGGAAAGCGGCUCCCGCCGGCCACUCGGACGUAAAGCGGCGCCUCCCCGGGGCGGAGCGGAGGGGGCGGCCGGGGCCCGGGCUCAGCUGCUGAGGCACCGGCCCAGCGGCAGGGGAAGGAUGCAGCAGUAACGGCUCUGGACAGGACCUGCCACGGCUGAGACCCUCCCGGCCGGCGCGGAGCCCCCACUGCCCCCAGCCCUGCCCGCAGCACCCCCGGCCCGGCCGCUCCACACCGGGCACGUCCCGGGGCAGGGGCUCGGGGGAGCCGGCGUGGCCCCUGGCAGCGCGACGAGGCCGAGAUGAGCAUGGUAAAGAGCCUAGAGCGGCUGGAGCAGCGGCUGGCUGUGAUGGUGGCUGCCCAGGAGACUCCUCAGGCCUGGUCUUCACGGGGAGAGGAGGGGCCGGCGACCAUGAGGAAGGAGAGCAGCCACGGCCAGGAGGAGGCAGACUGCAGGGCAGAGCUGAUCCUCCUCAACGGGGCCUGUACCAGUCCCACCAGUAACGCCCCCUCCAUCAUACGGGAGACAAACAGGAAGCCCAGCACUCCAGAUGCUGCAGGCCUGGGGCUGCCAUCGCUGGAGAGCAACAACAAGGUGAGCAAGGGAGACACGGCCAAGGAGGAGCAGGGCCUGUCCUGGCCGCUGGCUCUGGCUGAGGUGCAGGAGGCAAGGCAGACCCGCCAGGAGAUGAAGAUCAAGGAAACCAACAGUGUGGAGCCCCCCCGGGACCUGCCCACCCCACUGCGGAGCUCCAAGCGGCGCCAGUCCACACCUAUCUCCAUCCCCACCAUCGACCUCACGGAGGAGGACUCCCGGGACUCAUCCCAGAGCAGCAGCACGCUCUCUGGCAGCAGCUCCCAGGAGGGCCAGAACGGCUCCACUGAGCUGGGGACUGAGGAGACCGAGAGCAGGGACGCGGGGAUGGCACUGGAGUACCAGGACGGGAAGGAUUUUGGGAUCGGGGAGCUCGUCUGGGGAAAGAUCAAGGGUUUCUCCUGGUGGCCGGCGAUCGUCGUCUCCUACAGAGCCACGGCCAAGCGCCCGGCGGCCUCGGGCAUGCGCUGGGUGCAGUGGUUCGGGGAUGGGAAGUUCUCUGAGGUGUCUGCAGACAAGCUGAUGGGGCUCGUGGCCUUUAGGCAGCAUUUCAAUCUGUCCACGUUCAACAAGCUGGUCUCCUACCGCCGAGCCGUGUACCAUGCACUGGAGGUUGCCCGGAGCCGCUCGGGAAAGACGUUUUCCACAGCCCCUGGGGAGUCCCUGGAGGAGCAGCUGAAGCCCAUGAUUGACUGGGCACUCACUGGCUUCAAACCCCUGGGCUUCAAGGGGCUGCGGCCGCCCAAAGCCUCAGAGAACGGGGUCCUGAGGAACGGCACGGAGGAGGUGCUGUCCCUCGAGCAGUGUCCCCCCACCAAGAGGCUGAAGACCAACCUCUGCACCGGCGGCAAGGAGCAGCGCGUGGAGGAGGAGCAAACCCGAGAGCAAAUGGUGUCGGAAGUUACGAACAACAGCGGGAGCCUCGAAGAGAGCUGCUUGUCCUGCGGGAGGAGGAACCCGGCCACCUUCCACCCGCUGUUCGAGGGGGGGCUCUGCCAGACCUGCAGGGAUAGAUUCCUGGAGCUCUUCUACAUGUACGACGAGGACGGUUACCAGUCCUACUGCACCGUGUGCUGCGAGGGCAAGGAGCUGCUGCUCUGCAGCAAUGCUGGCUGCUACAGGUGCUUCUGCGUGGAGUGCCUGGAGGUGCUGGUGGGCCGAGGGACGUCGGCCAAGGCGAAAGAGCAGGAGCCCUGGAACUGCUACAUGUGCCAGCCCCAGAGGAGCUAUGGGGUGCUGCAGCGCCGGCAGGACUGGAACACGCGCCUGCAGGACUUCUUCACCAGUGACAAGGGGCAGGAAUAUGCUGCACCCAAAAUCUAUCCGAUGGUCCCACCGGCGAAGAGGAGACCCAUUCGAGUGCUCUCUUUGUUCGCUGGCAUAGCCACAGGACACGCGGGAACGGCCGCGUCGAGCGUCUCUGCUGACGAAGGAGACCGCGAGACUAAAGAGAGCAGUGCAGCCUCAGACAUCUGUCCCUUGGCAGGGUACCUGGUGCUGAAGGACUUGGGCAUCCAAGUGGAGAAGUACAUCGCCUCGGAGAUCUGCGAAGACCCCAUUGCCGUGGGCACCAUGCGGCACGAGGGCAACAUCACCUACGUGCACGAUGUCAGGAACAUAACCAAGAGAAACAUCGAGGAGUGGGGUCCUUUUGACCUGGUGAUCGGUGGGAGCCCCUGCAAUGACAUCUCCCUUGUCAACCCCACCAGGAAGGGGCUCUAUGAAGGGACCGGGAGGCUGUUCUUUGAGUUCUACCACCUGCUCAACUACGCCCGCCCCAAGGCGGGAGAGGAGCGUCCCUUCUUCUGGAUGUUUGAGAACGUGGUGGCCAUGAGGGUCAAUGACAAGCGGGACAUCUCUCGGUUCCUGGAGUGUAACCCAGUUAUGAUUGAUGCUAUCAAGAUAUCAGCUGCCCACCGAGCGCGCUAUUUCUGGGGUAACCUUCCGGGGAUGAACAGGAUCUUCGUCUUCCCCCUCCACUACACCGACGUCUCCAACAUGGGCCGCGGUGCUCGCCAGAAGCUGCUGCGGUCGUGGAGCGUCCCCGUCAUCCAGCACCUCUUCUCCCCGCUCAAGGAUUACUUCGCCUGCGAAUAGCCAGCCGAGCAGCCCUCGUCUCUCUGGUAAAGAUGCACAGCUCGGCUGGAGGCGGGAGAGGGACGGGCCCAUCCCUGCUCUUCCCUCCUGCAGGGAGGCAGCCUGGCCCCGCAGGGAGAGCCGAGGAAAUGUCUUUAACCAAAGAACCUGGCAGGGUAACUUUUCUUGAAAGGGACUGAUGGCAGUGAUAGAACACCCGGACAAAAGAGCUUUAAUUGCCCAGCGCAGGAAGCUCUGUGCAUGGCUGAGCCCAUGGGAAGUCUCCUCCAGAGCAUUAAAUACCCCGGUUUAGCCUAGAGCUGAAACUCACAACUUGCUGAGCAGUGAGCACGGAGGCAGCUGCCGAGGUGCUGCGGGCAGAUGUGAACUGCAGCGAGUUACUGCUUCUGACCAAACAAAACCUCUCCUGAAGCAACUGCCAAAGCCCCCCCCGGCUGUGGCAGGAGGUGUAAGGGACCCUGCUCAGGUACAUACACUGAACACGCAGGAUACACACACCAAAUCGGUUUUAUUCUUUUUUUUGAUAAAUUUUUGUGUUGUUUAAUGUCUAUUGCUGCUUUACGGCAUUACAUAUGAAUGUGGAGAUUCCUAGACCUGAAUGUAGCUGAAACUGAACUGUGAGGUGAUAGAAUUACUUUUCUAGCUAGAACUAAAGGAAUACUGUUUUGUACGUUUGGCUGUAGUUUACAAAUACUCACUACUUCCUUUUUUAAAGCAUCUACAACCUUUUCCUUCCAUUUUAAAAAUCCUGCUGAGUGCUUUGAAAGCUUACACAGGAAUUGGAGCAGGGAGGAUUUGAGCUCCAGCGUCCAUAAAGGAUAAUGUUCUCUGAGCAUCCAUUAUCCCCAGUGAAUGUGGUGCACGGGCAGGAAGGGCAGUGCAGGGGUCAGGGUGGUCCUCAAGCUGCUGCCCCCACGUGUUGUGAAGCCGAGCAGUAUUGGGAGCGUGGUGGCUGUGGUGUAGGAGCUUCCUGGCAGGGAAGAUCCCCCCGGACCCCAGUGGGGCUGCAGGCUCCUGCAGCACAGCACCGGUCUCACCUGUGCUGAUCCCGCUCCAUGGGCAGCAAGGUGGGAAAGCUGCUGUGGCUGGGGGCUGCGUGUGUCCCCCCAUUGCAGGCGCUGGUGCUGGGGCAGGUCCUGGGUCCGCAGGCAGGGCUCUGCUCUACCUCUCUCCUUCCCUGCUCACCCAUCUCCCCAUGCACAGGGAUGCUUUCGUGCUUCUGUGCCCAGCCUGGGGCUGGACCAGGAGCUCCUGCAGCCGCUGCUGUGCUCACUUUAUUGCCCUCCUGCUCCCUGACUUUGCCGAGGUGAUUUCCUGCUGUCUGUGAAGUCCCAGGGAGCCCAUCCCACCUGUGCCAGGUUUUCCGUAGCCCCCUUAAUUCCAAUGCACAUUUCAAUGCACUGAAACAACCCGUGGUGUCCCCCAUUGUCCCUCUGUCCUCCCCUACCUCUGCUGUUCACUACACCCUGUUCGCAGCAUCCUUUGGUGCCUUCUCAGAGCGAAUCAUGUCCAAACCACGGGCCAGGCUGCUUCAUGAGGUGUCAUACAGCAUCAGUGGGGAAUGAGAGCUUCUCUCCCAGCUCCUUCUACCUCUCUGACACACGGGGGCCCUCCUCACCCCUCUCAUGGGUGGUGGAGGAUGACAGCCUCCUUGGAGGAGGGAGCCUCUCACUUUCCACUCUUCUGUGCUGCUUUCAACCCUGGGCUUUGAGGACCACCUUCUCUGGGGCUCCUGCCCAAGGCCGCACUUGGGAAUGGGCAGGAAGGGAAGCCUGGGGAGUUGAAAGGCUUUUUCACUUGGUCCUGCCCAGAGGUCACUCUUUAAAGUCUUCCCAGUGGGCGUUGUUCUUGGUGAUGUGUUUGAGCUCAGGAAUGAGUAGCACCCGCUCACCUCCUUUGUCACCAGCCCCUGGCUGGGAAGAUGAUGGGGUGGAUGCUGGGGAAGCCCCAGCAUUGCAAUCACCAGCUUUGAACCCAUCUGCAUCCUCUGGCACCGAGCCUGGACCCGUGACACAACACUAACUCCUGUGCCCAGCCCCAGCCAGAGCCCGAUGUGGAGCCAAAGGGUCACAGCCACCCUCUGCUUUGGGACCCUCUGAUGGGUUUUUAUGUUUCCAAACAGGGCUGGCUCGUAACCUCCACUCCCCAGCGUCUCUGAUUUCAUGCUCCAGGUCUCACAUCCCUUCCUUAUCUGAUCAAAAGAAAAAUAAAUAGAUGAGGGAAAAAAAAGGACUCGGGGAAUUUACACAAAGAUAAAAGAGGGAUGAGAAUUGUCUUGGCAUUAAGCUUACUUGAUAAGAAUUGUAGUAGACAAGUCUUCCUUGAAACGGUUUUCCCUGUAAGAGCUGCCUUUUAUUACGUGUUUAUAAGAUGUUGUAAGGAGAGGUAGAUUCAGAAAUGCCUUUUUAACACUUUUGUAAAGGUUUCUAACUCUCCCUGGUGCUAUUUUUUUAGGUUAAGGAUUGUUGAUGAAAUUUGUGCGGGUUUUUAUACAAUCUUUUGCAAAUAAAAGAAGUGCAUCGUUUUGCUGA
Pezoporus occidentalis (night parrot) is the source of this 5348-nucleotide messenger RNA. It is a transcript of the gene DNMT3B, whose product is annotated as DNA methyltransferase 3 beta. The record is from RefSeq and is a predicted model, not a curated record. Gene Ontology annotation, biological process: negative regulation of transcription by RNA polymerase II. The transcript has 20 exons. Lineage: Eukaryota; Metazoa; Chordata; Aves; Psittaciformes; Psittacidae. Gene Ontology annotation, molecular function: DNA (cytosine-5-)-methyltransferase activity, acting on CpG substrates; DNA binding. Gene Ontology annotation, cellular component: nucleus. The coding region runs from base 427 to 2817 and encodes 796 amino acids.